CGGGGCGGGAAGGGGAGAACGGAAAGGCUAGGUGCAGCCAUGUGGUGGGUGAGGAGGACCCGCUACUGGUUCUCCACAUUGCUUUACGCGGGCGGAGCCAGGCUCCGGCCGGGGCGGCGCACAGCCUCGGGCGGCCUGGAGACCCCGGGCUCCUGCGGGGCCGAGCUACAAGGCGAGCUGGACAGAUUUGGGGGCGUCUCGGUGCACUUGUCGCGGCACCAUACGUUGCACGGGCUGGAUGCCGCCGCCUUCCGGAGGCUCUUGCAGGCUGCCAUUCAGCAGUGGCGCUCAGAAGGACGGAUAGCUGCCUGGCUACACAUCCCCAUCCUGCAGAGCCACUUCAUUGCCCCUGCUGCUUCCCUGGGCUUUUGCUUCCACCACGCAAAACCCCAUUCCUCAACACUGACUCUGUGGCUGGGAGAAGGACCCAGCAGACUCCCGGGAUAUGCUACACACCAAGUUGGAGUUGCAGUUGAAAAACAUGUGGAAGUUUCCAGGAGGCCUGUCGGAGCCAGGAGAAGAUAUUGGUAUGUACUUGUACAUGUCUGAUAAACUUGAAAAUGUUUACAAAAGUCAUAGCUUUACUUCCCUGCUCUGUAGCUAAGAAUAAGAAUUGGGAGUUUCCAAUUGGUUCACACUAAGUUAGAAAAAUUCAGACAGAUUUCUUCAGAGGGAUACAAAGUUAGCAAGAACUUUCUAACACAGUCAUUUCGCCUGUACAGUUGAUAGCUAUGCGGGAGCCCCUUUCCAAUGGUUCUCUGAGGUCAUCUGGAAGGAAGAGGCUUGAGUUGUUCAUCAGUAUUAGUAAUUAUAAAGAUUUUUUCAAAUAUGGCUACAAUUAUUAAGUUUUGAAGUCUUGACCAUUUUAUCACAGAUUGGUGAAUAAUUUUUAGAUAAAUAAUUUUUAGAUUAAUAAUUUCUAGAUAAAUCUUGAAGUACAGUAAAACUAACUAUAAGGAAAUAGUGAUGUAAAUCUCCUUUGGAAAUUUUGCCAGCUAUUUUGAAUAACAUAAAACAUAAUAAGUUACCUGUGAGAAAGUCUUGAGUGGCAAAUAACAUGUCCCCCCUCCCUCCAAGUCAGCCUGUAGGGAGCUAGGAUGAACUCUGCACUUAGUCACUGAUCUGCAAAGUAUAGAAUCAUGCUGACCCUUAAACCACUAGCUUAAAUUCAACAUCAUCCUUAUUGGUACGUAAUACAUUAGAUACCAAUAUUGUUUCUCAAAGGCCUUUCUUUAAUAUGCACAUUCUUAUUUCUUCUUAACCAGCCACUGUAUUAGAGCAGUCUCCUGUGUUUAUUUUGUUUGAAUAUAUGUUCAUGAGAUCUGAUUUUUAAGUGUUGUACAGAUCAAAAUGCCCUGUAUGUAUUUACAAGUCCAGAUCCUAGCAGCCCAUGAGCAACAUUCAUGACAUUCACACACAGAAAACAAACCCUGGUGUGAGGUUCUCACUGACCUGUUUCCUUAGUUCUCUGGUGGGUAGUCUAGUGACAGUGUGUACUCUGAGGACCUGGGUGUGAUGGCACAUGCCUGCUCCUCACAGCAGAAGGAGGCUGAGGAAGAAGGAAGGUGUAUCAAGGCCCUGUGCUACUCAGACCAUGCUAUGUGCAAACACAUCUGUAUUUUGUAGGGGCACCAGAUACUGAGAGCAAGGGCCAUUUUUUCCCAUUAAAGCUGCCUUCUUCAUUUUCUCUGUCUUUCAAUACUGCCGUUACCUAUGUGGUAUUGAGAGCAUGUGAAUGAGGUAACUCAAGUCUAGUCUUCUCCCCCUCCACACUGGGGGAAGCCAGCUGCAGCCCUGCAUACCUUGUCAAAUGAAUUAAGGUGAGGGUUUAUUCCCUCUUUGAGCUUUAGUAGAUCCUAAGAAUUUCAGGCAGACUUAGAUAUAAAUGAGGGGGAGCAUAUUUUCAAGUUAAAUACGUAUAAAUUCGGGUUUAAGUUUAAUUCCAGAAUCAUUCCUUUAAGCCUAGAUAAUUUUAAAUGUACUACUAGUUUUCUUAAAGUACCUGUGGUUAUCAAAAUAGCUCACCCAUCUGAACUAAAAACAAAAGCAGAAGCUGACAUUCACCAUUCUCCUAGACUUGCCCUUCUCCAGCCUGCUUCUAUAGCACAAUUUGACAGCAUAGUACAAAAUAAAAACUCUCUGAUUGUCUAGAGCAUAUGGAAAUUAUAUUCUUGAAACCUUUGUUUAGGAAGCAUGAAAUAAAAUUUUGGAAUGUUGCCAUCAUGAACAGUUCAACAUUUAUUGGCUGUUAACUAGACUGUUGCAAAAUUCUGGUAAAUAAAUACUAGUUAAUUUGGAAA
Molecule: messenger RNA, 2300 nt
Organism: Mus musculus (house mouse)
Lineage: Eukaryota; Metazoa; Chordata; Mammalia; Rodentia; Muridae
Gene: Nudt6
Product: nudix hydrolase 6
Exons: 3
Coding region: 40-549 (169 amino acids)
Cellular component (GO): mitochondrion
Molecular function (GO): FAD diphosphatase activity; NADH pyrophosphatase activity; hydrolase activity
Source: RefSeq, a predicted model, not a curated record